Lipotes vexillifer (Yangtze River dolphin) is the source of this 1896-nucleotide messenger RNA. RefSeq names its product PBX/knotted 1 homeobox 1 (gene PKNOX1). Bases 133 to 1443 code for a protein of 436 amino acids. Gene Ontology annotation, biological process: regulation of DNA-templated transcription. Gene Ontology annotation, molecular function: DNA binding. NCBI's taxonomy places the organism in Eukaryota, Metazoa, Chordata, Mammalia, Artiodactyla, Lipotidae. The transcript has 11 exons. The record is from RefSeq and is a predicted model, not a curated record.
CUCCCAGGCCGCAGACCCCGCUCCCCACCGUUGGCUCCACCUCGGGACAUGCGGCUCUGCUCUGCCGGUGGCUCAGGCACCGUUUUCUUUUGGCUCAAGAUGAUUUGAUGUUUUAUAAAGAACUCACUCACCAUGAUGGCUACACAGACGUUGAGCAUAGACAGCUAUCAAGAUGGGCAACAAAUACAAGUAGUAACAGAGUUAAAAACGGAGCAAGACCCCACCUGCUCUGAACCAGAUGUGGAAGGAGUGAGCCCUCCCCCUGUGGGGUCCCAGACCCCGAUGGACGCAGACAAGCAGGCCAUUUAUAGGCAUCCACUAUUUCCAUUAUUAGCUUUGUUGUUUGAAAAAUGUGAACAGUCUACACAGGGCUCGGAAGGCACCACUUCUGCCAGUUUUGACGUGGACAUUGAGAGCUUCGUGAGGAGGCAAGAGAAGGAAGGAAAGCCCUUCUUUUGUGAAGAUCCAGAAACUGACAAUUUAAUGGUAAAAGCAAUCCAGGUUCUGCGUAUUCAUCUUCUUGAGCUGGAAAAGGUUAAUGAACUCUGCAAAGAUUUCUGCAGUCGCUAUAUUGCUUGUCUAAAAACGAAAAUGAACAGUGAAACUCUCCUGAGUGGGGAACCUGGCAGCCCGUACUCCCCUGUCCAGUCCCAGCAGAUUCAAAGUGCCAUCACAGGCACUCUCAGCCCCCAAGGAAUCGUGGUGCCAGCAUCCGCUCUGCAACAGGGGAACGUCACCAUGGCAACAGUGGCAGGGGGCACAGUCUAUCAGCCGGUCACCGUCGUCACUCCCCAAGGCCAGGUAGUGACACAGGCGCUGUCGCCCGGCACGAUCCGGAUCCAGAACUCCCAGCUUCAGUUACAGUUAAACCAGGAUCUCAGCAUCUUGCAUCAAGAUGACGGCUCAUCUAAGAACAAGAGGGGGGUCCUGCCGAAGCACGCCACCAAUGUGAUGAGGUCCUGGCUCUUCCAGCACAUCGGGCAUCCCUACCCGACAGAAGAUGAGAAGAAACAGAUUGCUGCUCAGACAAAUUUGACACUACUCCAGGUUAACAACUGGUUCAUCAAUGCAAGAAGACGAAUCCUGCAGCCGAUGUUGGAUUCUAGUUGCUCAGAAACUCCAAAAACAAAGAAGAAAACUGCUCAGAACAGACCCGUCCAGAGGUUUUGGCCCGAUUCCAUCGCCUCAGGAGCCGCACAGCCAGCCACCAGCGAGCUGACCGUGUCCGAAGGAGCCGUCGUGACCAUCACCGCGCCCGUGGGCAUGAACGUGGACAGCCUGCAGUCCCUGUCGUCGGACGGGGCCACGCUGGCGGUACAGCAGGUGAUGAUGGCCGAGCAGAGCGAGGACGACUCGGUGGACAGCACGGGGGACGGCGGGGCGGCGCUGGCGCCCGGCCACCUGGGCGGGCUGGUGCUGGAGAACAGCGACUCCCUGCAGUAGGGCCGCCCGCCCCGCGUUUUAUAGUUGGCACAGCAAACAUUUUACACAGUUUUAUUUCUAAUAUGUUUUAUAUGUAGGCAUAGAAGAGUGCACUUUUGUAUUUCCUAGUAAGCUUCCAGGGCGUCUUUGCUGGUGCAGCGACUUCUUUCAAGGUGUGUGUGUGCGUGUGUGUGCGUGUGUGUGUGUUUUUAAGGAAAUCCUUUCAAGGUUUAACGCUAAAAGUAUGCUGAAUGACAGAUCCCCUCCCCCGCCCCCUGAACCCCUGACUAGAUUAAGGAAUAGUGCUGCCGUUUUCUAAACACUUAUGCAGUUUUAAUUUAGCUCUGUGGUGAAAGCAGGUCUCAGUGGGCUGGUUUAUUUUUGGAGCCCGUGGAUUAGGAAGAAGCUUCUGGCCCUGAAAACUGCCAGCGAGAGGCGGAUGGCAGCACACAGCAGUAAACCGCGUGCGACCUG